Messenger RNA from Talpa occidentalis (Iberian mole), 3686 nucleotides. It is a transcript of the gene CNTN3, whose product is annotated as contactin 3. Gene Ontology annotation, biological process: brain development; cell-cell adhesion. The coding region runs from base 91 to 3195 and encodes 1034 amino acids. The transcript has 23 exons. Gene Ontology annotation, molecular function: cell-cell adhesion mediator activity. Lineage: Eukaryota; Metazoa; Chordata; Mammalia; Eulipotyphla; Talpidae. The record is from RefSeq and is a predicted model, not a curated record.
GGACGACCGGCCGAGAUUAAAGGCUCCACCUGAAGGCAGAGCCUGUGUUCCGGGAGCCUGGACCGAAGGGACUCGGCUUGCAGCGGGAAGAUGGUGUUGCCAUGGCGACAGUGGCUCCUGCUGCCCUUCCUCGGCUGCCUGGGAGGUGAGCUGCUCCUACGCGGCCCCGUGUUCACCCGUGAGCCCAGUGACAGCGUCUCCCCGGCUGGGCCGGGCGGGAGGAGACUCACCUUGAACUGCGAGGCCAGAGGCCACCCCGCACCGCAGUACAGGUGGCAGCGGAACGGGACCCACCUGGACGUGAGCGGGGAGCCCAGCUACCGGCUGCGGGGCGGGGACCUGGUGUUGCUGAGCCCCGACCGGCAUCGGGAUGCCGGCAACUACCAGUGCUUUGCCAGCAACUCCUUGGGGACCGUGGCCAGCAGGGAGGCCAGAGUCCAGUUCGCCUACCUGGACAGCUUCAAGCCUGGCCUGCGGGGCACUGUGUCGGCGUGGGAGGGCCAGGGCGUGGUGCUGCUGUGUGGGCCCCCGCCGCACUCUGGAGAGCUGGCGUACGCCUGGAUCUUCAAUGCGUACCCGUCCUUCGUGGAGGAGGAUGGCCGCAGGUUCGUCUCCCAGGAGACGGGCCACCUCUACGUGGCCAAGGUGGAGCCGCCCGACGUGGGGAACUACAGCUGUGUGGUGACCAGCCUGGUGACGAACACCCGCGUGCUGGGCUCGCCGACGCCCCUGGUGCUGCGCGCCGAUGGCGCGAUGGGGGAAUAUGAGCCGAAGAUAGAAGUGCAGUUUCCAGAAGUCCUUCCAGCGGCUAAGGGCUCGACGGUGAAGCUGGAGUGCUUUGCCCUCGGGAACCCCGUCCCUCAGAUCAGCUGGCGGCGGAGCGACGGGCUGGCCUUUCCCAGCAAGGCCCGGCGGAGGAAGUGGGGCGGCGUGCUGGAGAUCCCCGACUUCCAGCAGGAGGACGCGGGCGCCUACGAGUGCGUGGCCGAGAACUCCCGAGGCCGGAACGUCGCCCGCGGCCGGCUCACGUACUACGCGAAGCCCCACUGGGUGCGCCUCAUCCGGGACGCGGAGCUGGCCGUUGGCGAGAGCCUGCACUGGGAGUGUCGGGCAGGCGGGAAGCCCAAGCCCUGGUACCGCUGGCUGAAGAACGGGGCGGCGCUGGCACCAGAGGAGAGGGUGCAGAUCGAGGACGGUGCCCUGACCAUCUCCGGCCUGCGCCUGGCGGACGCCGGCAUGUUCCAGUGCGUGGCGGAGAACAAGCACGGGCGCACAUAUGCAAGCGCUGAGCUCCGAGUCCUGGCCGCUGCUCCCGACUUCUCCAGGACCCCGAUAAAGGAGGCGGUGCAGGCGCUGGCGGGCAGCGUGGUCAGCUUGGACUGCAGGCCCCAGGCCUCCCCCCGGGCCCGCCUUUCCUGGAAGAGAGGAGACCUGAGCCUGCAGGAGAGCCGAAGGGUGACCUUUUUAAAGGACGGAGGGCUCAGAAUCACCAACGUGACCAAGGCUGACGCCGCAGCCUACACCUGCGUGGCUGAGAACCAGUUCGGCAGGGCCAGCGGCACCACGCACCUGGUGGUCACAGAGCCCACCAGGAUGGCUCUGGCCCCAUCCAGCGUGGACGUGUCCGUGGGCGAGAGCGUGGUUCUGCCCUGCCAGGUGCGCCACGACCCCCUACUGGACGUCGACUUUGCCUGGUACGUCGAUGGGGCCCUCGUGGACUUCAAGGAUGGCACUCACUUCGAGAAGGUUGGCGGGGGCGCGUCGGGCGACCUCCUGAUCCGGGACGUGCAGCUGCGCCACGCCGGCCGCUACGCGUGCGAGGCGCGCACGGGCGCGGACAGCGUGUCCUCCGCCGCGGACCUCGUCGUGCGAGGUGCGCCCGGGCCGCCGGGGGACGUGCGCGUGGACGAGGUCACGGCCACGACGGCGCGGCUGUCCUGGGGCGCGGGCGCGGACAACCGCAGCCCGGUGCUGGCGCACGCCGUGCAGGCCCGCUCGCCCUUCUCCGUGGGCUGGCAGGCGGCGGCCACAGAGCCCGCGGCCGUGGACGGGCGCGCGCGCACAGCCACGGUGGUCGGGCUCAGCCCGUGGGUGGAGUACGAGUUCCGCGUGGUGGCCCGCAACCGCGUCGGCGGCGGGGAGCCCAGCGCGCCCUCGGAGAAAGUAAGGACCGCGGAGGCAGCUCCGGCGGUGCCUCCUGCGGACGUCGGCGGGGGCGGCGGCGGCGGGUCCGAGCUGGUCAUCACCUGGGACCCCGUCCCCGAGGAGCUGCAGAGCGGCCAGGGCUUCGGCUACCUGGUGGCCUUCCGGCCCCUGGGCGUCCCCACCUGGAUGCAGACGGUGGUCACGGCCCCGGACGCGCCGCGCUUCGUCUUCCGCAACGCGAGCAUCCUGCCCAUGUCCCCGUACGAGGUGCGGGUGGGCGUCUACAACCGCAGAGGCGAGGGCCCCUUCAGCCCCGUGAGCACCAUCUUCUCGGCCGAGGAGGAGCCUACAGCCGCACCCGAGCAGGUCUCAGCGAACAGCCUAUCUUCCUCGGAGAUCCAGGUCUCCUGGGCCGCAGCCCCAUGGGAGCCAAGCAACGGGCGUCUGCUGGGCUACGAGGUGCGGUACUGGGCUGAUGGGGAAGAGAGCUCCUCCAGCCAGGUCAAGGUGGCAGGAAAUGAGACAGCGGCCCGACUGCGUGGCCUGAGGAGCAACCUGGCCUACCACACAGCCGUUCGCGCCUACAACAGCGCCGGCCCCGGCCCCUUCAGCGCCGCUGUCAACACAACCACCGAGAAGACCCCCCCCAGCCAGGCCCCAGGAAACGUGGCUUGGAACGCCACCGGCAGGAAGGUCCUCCUGCGCUGGGAGCGCGUGACCGCCGCGGAGAACGAGUCGGAGGUGACCGGCUACAAGGUCUUCUACAGGACGAGCAGCCAGAGCCGCGCGCAGGUGCUGAGCACCAACGAGACGCGCGCCGAGCUGCUGCUGCCGCGGCAGGAGGACUGCGUGGUGGAGGUGAAGGCCAGCACGGCCGGGGGCGACGGGGCCAGCAGCGGUCAGGUCCGGAUCCCCAGAGUCAGCGGUCCGCCUGCCCGCGGCUGUGCCCCCGCCUUCACCUGCGUGCACCCCGUGUCCAGGGGCUCACACGUCCUGCUGCUGCUCCUCCCUGCCGCCCUGUGGAGAGACCAGCCCUUCAUCAUCUACUAGAAACUUCUCUGGUUGCAGAAAAAGUGCUUUUGUGAAAUGCAGUGAUGAUGCAUGGUUUUUUUUUUUUCCUCACCUCUGUAUUUUUAACUUUCUACAUAGGUAAAAGGAAUAUAAUUUGAGAAAGCAGUAAACCCUUUAAGGGGAAUCUGAAAUGCCUUAACAUUUACUUGAUAAACCAAAGGAAUUUACACGUUACAUACUUUAGACUUUUGAUAGAGAUGUUCUUAAGCUAUGAUUUUAAGCACUGCCUCCGGAUAAAGGUGUGCACUCCCAGGUGCACACAUGCAGGUGUGCAGGUGUGCAGCACACACAUGCACACUCAGGCACUCACGUGCACAGGCACGCACACGUGCACACACGUUUGUUGUCCUUUUUUUCAUUUGGGGAAAUGUGAUUCAUCCAAAUGCUGCCUCGCUGUGGCGGCAUCUUGGAAAUGCCUUGGGGAACAACGCCGAGGGCCAGAGGCCUCGAGGCUGAAGCUCCCCCAGAGG